AGUUUUUUGUACUACAUCCUCCCCUUCAACUGGAGGUUUACAUAUGUGCCCAUACUCAGUGCUUCAUCUUUGGAGAUAUUAGAUGCUCCAGGAACUUUCAUGAUGGGAUGUAAUUCUAGACAUCUGAAUGAAGUCCAGAGGGUUGAAGGUCUGAUUGUGGUCAACAUUGACGAGGGCACGGUGGGUGUUAACACAAGAAGAGGGUUAUCACCACCCAGCUCAUGGUCAUCCUCAAGCUCCCAGCAAGACUUGGCUCUCAGUGAGGACAUGACCCCACUCAUCCCAAAUCUCCCAGCAGAACCAGUGAAUAUUUUCAAGCACAUCUGUAAGAGAGCCAAGUUUCAGAUGGAGCUGUCGGAUGUUCAGAGACCCUUUUACUAUGACAUUGAAGAGGAAAGAGCAUUUCGGAUGAAGAAAUGUUUGCAGUUCAACACAGAGAUUAGCUUUGCAUUUCUUGAAAUGAUGGUGAACCUCUUCAGAGGAACAUUAUCAUACCUGCGGAUUGAACUUCGUCGAUUUAAUAAACAACUGUUUAUGGAGAGCAUUCCUGAAUGUGAUAAGCCUUUCUAUGAGAAGGUACUGAGUACAGACAUGUUCAAGCAGUUUUUAGAGGAUCGAUUGAAUGAGAAGAUUGAUUAUUGGUCAGACUAUGAAAGCAGAACUCGACCUUAUGCUAAACAUACUGGGAACCUAGAUUUGCUAAUUCCUGGGCAGAGACAUCAGAAAAAGCCAGACCGGAGACAGAUGUCUGUAACUACAUUUUCUACCUUGGCCCCAAGGGUUUUUGAAGUCUUCCGAUUGCCUGGUCUAAAUGAUUCAGUUACCUACAUAAAAAAUGCCAUCCUGAUGCUUAACAAGACUAUAGAGGAAUGCAGAAACCUCUACUACAGAUCUUCCUACAUCUACUUGAGAGGCAUGUUUCAUGCAGCCGAAGAUAAUGUUGAGAGCGCACUGGAUGAUCUGCUGAGUUUACAUACUCACAAUGCCAGACUGUUGCCCAUAAGGUUGGUCUGCAAGCUUCUUCAGUCAUUUCCAGAAGAUGAAAGAGAGGAGCUGUUGAGAAGGAAGGGAACAACUCACCUCAUCGAGUUGGUUCACGACUUGGAGCAUGAGAGAAUCACUCCUGGCAGGAGAAUCAUGGAUAACAUCUCCAUACCUGACUGUGAUCUUAAUCUUGAGGACUUUGUUGAAACUGUCUCUCUUCUGGACAUGGCCACAGAUUAUGAUACCAUUCAAAGACUGUUUCUAGCCCUGUGUCAGCCUCAUAGACCAACACAUGUAGAGAAAUAUACUUUUGAUGUUCUGAGGUUGUCAUAUGAAGAGAAUCAGACUCAGUGUAAGGCUUUGACAUUGUCUGAUGGCUGCUUACAGGUCAAUGAAGUCAUCCUCAGAGUUUCCAGCCUCAUCAAGACAGACUUUGGCAUGGGAAGAAUUGUGCUUACAGACAAGAGAUUGUUUUUCAUAAAAGAUGUCAGCAACACGUACAGGGAAAUAGUGAAGCUAAGAUAUAUUGCCAAACUGGAGAAGGUUCAGUACCACUCGUUCUUGAUGGCCGUAGAUGCACUAGUCAUCACAGAUUUGGCAAACAGAGUGAAGUUCACUGCCUGGCUGAAGAAUGAACGUAACCUGUGGUGUGUCUUGAUUGAGGAGAUGAGAGCUGGCAAGAUUGUAGCAGAAGCCACCAAAGACUUCACUGCCAUUGGCCAGGCUGUUCAGAAUGUCCUCCUGCUUGAUGCCAUUAUCAGAAGUGGACAAGAUGAGUCUGUUACCCAUUAUGGACAGGUAAACUGUGCUGUGGAAACUUUAUGCUUCUUCACUUCUUACAUGGCCGAUGAUCGUCACAAUUUGCCAAAGGACACUGUCUCAGCCUUGCAACAUCGAGUGGACCCAAAUAUUGGGCAGCGGGAAAGAAAGACAGUUGAAGUUAUGUUAUACACUUCAGAUUUAAAUAACAGCAAUUCCCCACGACUGUGGUGUGGUAUGGGAGAUGGGAAAGUUAGGGUUUUUGAUGCCACAAACUGGACACUGGAGAGGAGUUUUGUACAAACCAAACAUACUGUGUCUGCCCUGAUAUCUGUUGGUGAUACUCAAGUCUGGGCUGGUUCUCAUGGAAUCUUUAUUAUUGAGACUGAGACAGUGAGCUGUAACAACACUUUGACAGACCAUCCGGAUUUGGUAGUAGAUAUUGUUCUCGCAAACCAGGGCAGAUAUGCAUACAGCGCUAGUGUGGAUGGGACUAUUAUUCGUUGGGAACUGCAGACACUGCGAGCUGUGAAAAAAAUUCAGCUGUCUGAAACACACAGCCUUCGCAGUAUAAAACUUUACGAUAACAAGCUCUGGUGUGGAACCUGGCCACACAUUAUAGCCUUGGACUUGGAGGGCAACCCUCUACAGACGUUCACCCACAUGCCUGAUAGUAAUACAGGCAAAAUUCUAGAGCUGGACUGUUUUGAAGUUUUUAAUGAUGAGAUUUGGGCUGGCUGUCGCAGAGAGAGCCAGGUGGUUAUUUGGGAUGAGAAGACAACUAGGAAGAAGGAAAUUCUCAGACCCGACUGCAGGGGAGUCAGUGUCAUUUUAUUAUUUGGUGACAAGGUGUGGGUUGGAACCAAGGACGGGACUAUCUUUAUCUACAAUGCUAUCAGCAAACAGCUGUGGAAGACAAUUAAAGCUCAUGACGAUGCCGUCAGGUCCCUGUGUGCUGCAGAAUCUCGCUAUAUUAUGUCAG
Candidula unifasciata is the source of this 2725-nucleotide messenger RNA. NCBI's taxonomy places the organism in Eukaryota, Metazoa, Mollusca, Gastropoda, Stylommatophora, Geomitridae. The record is from the annotation of a GenBank genome assembly.